ACCGAACGCAUCGAACCGGUUAUCAUGCAGGCCCUCACUCAGUGUGCCCCGGCAUCCAUGCCGAGCGUGCGCGUCCGCGUGAACGCGCGCGGACCGGCGAGAUCCGCCGCGCGAGCGAUGGUGAUUCGCGCCCGAGCGAUAUCCACCUCAGGAGGCGGAAGUCCCGUCGACGCGGCUUGGCGUGGCAACACCCCGAAGCAGAGCACGCUUCCGGUCAACCCCGACGGAUCCGUCGACUACGCGCGCAUCGACGCGAGUCCGAUAUCCAAGGUGCUCACCGCGACGAUCCGCAAGCUGCUCGUCGAGGAGGUUGGCGGCGUGGAUAAGGAUCCGAGGCCGUGGACGGAGUUUGGCGGCAUCAUGAACGCCGUGCGGGAGGUGAACGACAUGGACGGGACCGCGCGGGACGUCCAGAUCCGCGCGAAACGGGUCUUCGCGGGCAUCCUCCCGGCGCUCGGGAUCGGCUGGGUGCCGCCGAUAUGGAAGAAGUUCAUCCACCCCAACGCCCCCGACUGGUUCUCCAACUGGGCAUUCGUGCUCGUGUUCACCAACCUCUUCCCGUGGCUCAUGGGACCCAUGGAGGGCGUGGAUCACGUGGACGUGCCCACCCCCGCGUGGAUCAGGAAGACGUUCGCCAACUUCCCCAAGACCUUCCGCGUUCCCCAGGCGGUCAAGGCUGAGCGGUGCAGGUUCCUCGAGAUGAGCCAAUGCGCGAGCGUCUGCGUCAACACGUGCAAGGCGCCGUCGCAGGAGUGGCUCAGCGAGGACUUCGGGAUGGACCUCCACAUCCAGCCCAACUACGACGACUUCAGCUGCCAGUGGAAGUUCAGCGUGAAGCCUCCGCCGCUGUACGAGGACGCGGCGGUGAUGGUCCCGUGCUUCUCGAAGUGCGACAGCGAGCACAAAGGGGAGAAGGAUGCGUUUCGUCAGCAGGUUCGAGUCGCGAGCGGCGUGGGCGUCGUGGACGGCGUCGACACGUACACCGGGGAGACUUUGGAGCAGAUCGCGAAGCGCGCGAGCGAGGCGGCGGUGCGCGACGCGCGGGCGGCGUACGCGGACGGCACGGCGGCGGAUGCGGAGUCGUUCGGGGCGAGAGCCGGGGAGGUGAAGAAGGGGGGGAAAUGCUGGUCGGUGGAUGAGAACAGGCAGGUGAUGGGCGGCCUGUGAGUCCACCGGCAGCACGCGGGUGCCGAGAGGAGCUCGGGUAUCUCUAAAAAGUACAAAAGCAGCUAGCUAGCUAAAAAUGACGCCGCGGAUGUAUUCCUUCUCU
Micromonas commoda is the source of this 1270-nucleotide messenger RNA. RefSeq lists its product with no specific name. The record is from RefSeq and is a predicted model, not a curated record. Lineage: Eukaryota; Viridiplantae; Chlorophyta; Mamiellophyceae; Mamiellales; Mamiellaceae. Bases 25 to 1167 code for a protein of 380 amino acids. Gene Ontology annotation, molecular function: iron ion binding. The transcript has a single exon.